Messenger RNA from Zea mays, 356 nucleotides. RefSeq lists its product as uncharacterized. The coding region runs from base 26 to 343 and encodes 105 amino acids. Lineage: Eukaryota; Viridiplantae; Streptophyta; Magnoliopsida; Poales; Poaceae. The record is from RefSeq and is a predicted model, not a curated record. The transcript has a single exon.
CUCUGUGGCGUCCUGCGUUCCAGCCAUGGGCGAUUCUAACGACUUCAAGGCCUUUGCCGAGGCUCUCAAGUCACUGCAGGCGUCCGUCACGGCCAACGCCCAGGCCAUCGCCAGCCUCACAGCCGACCGCACGUCCGCCUCAGGCCACAAGAUCGGCUACGGAGAGCACCAUGGGGACCGACCACCGAGGUUCCAAAAGCUGGACUUUCCCCGGUACGAUGGUAAAACCGAUCCUCUCAUCUUCAUCAACCGCUGCGAAUCCUACUUUCAUCAGCAGCGCAUCAUGGAGGAGGAUAAGGUCUGGAUGGCAUCCUACAACUUGGAGCGCGGGGCGCAAAUGUGAUAUAUCCAGGUCC